This is a messenger RNA of Erythranthe guttata (spotted monkey flower), 4456 nucleotides long. Its product is annotated as binding / calmodulin binding protein. Gene Ontology annotation, biological process: mitotic cell cycle; spindle organization; establishment of meiotic spindle localization. Gene Ontology annotation, cellular component: spindle pole. The record is from RefSeq and is a predicted model, not a curated record. Gene Ontology annotation, molecular function: calmodulin binding. Lineage: Eukaryota; Viridiplantae; Streptophyta; Magnoliopsida; Lamiales; Phrymaceae.
CAAAUUACGAAAAAGGGCGAAAGACCCAAAGAGAAGCAUAAAACCAAGAAGAAUCUACCAAGGGUAAUUCAGUCAUAUUGACAAUUCCGAUCGGUGAACCGCCAUUCCGUCGGCAUCCAAAUUCAAAACCGAAACGGUAAAAAAGUUCAAAAAUAUUCAAUUCCCUUCCUCUUUCAGACAAACGCUCCUACAAAAUCACAUACGAAAAAAAUUCAAAGGAGAUUCAAACAAUGGAGUCGAGAAAACGGAAGCCCAAUUUAAAUUCUCACCCUCCUUCUUCUCCACUGCAAAAUCCGAAUCCACCACCAUCUUCGAUCUUCAGAGACAUUUCGAAUUUCAAAACCCCCAAACAUCCAUCCAGAACUCCAUGUUUCCAGAGCUCUCCCCAGUUCUUCACCGCCAGUAAGAACACCCCACAGUCGUCUCUGCGGCGCGGCUGCAAGACCUCCGCUCUGAAAUCUAAGGCGGCCCGUAGAUUGAAGGCCUUUGAGCUCGAGCAGUCCAAGUCGGCGCGGAAGGCUCAGUCCGAGAAGGAAAAAUCGCUCAAGUCGCUUGCGAGAUCGCUCACCGUGUGGCUCAAUUUCCUGUUGGAAAACCCUAGUUCGUGUGGCUGCGAUCCGGCGAACUUUACCGGAGAAAUUGUUGCUUCCGAUUUGAGAUUAGGUGAUGGGGCGAAGGAAGUGUUUGGUAAUUAUGGGAAGAGGGAGGGCGGGUCGGGCCGUAGGGUGGGAGUUGACGGGCCGUGGAGAGGCCCGAAGAGACAGAGAGAGAUGGGGAAUGAUGAGUUGGGAAAGAAUGUAUUUUCGGAUUCAAUGUUUUCGGGUUUGAGGAAUUCGUUGCAGGAGAUAUGCAGUUUUGUGGAUUUGAAGGAGAGGAUGAGGAUGUAUGUGACCUUGGAUAGCUUUAAAGAUAUUUUCGAAGCAAUGACUCAAGUAGCUAAGAACAUUGAUGAAGGACGGUUGAAAAUGAGGGCAAGUUGUCCUAUAGUUAGUGAUGUAGGGAUGAAGGAGAAAGCCAUUAGAAUUCUCAUGAGCUAUAACCCAAUUUGGCUCCGAAUCGGCUUAUACAUAAUCUUUGGUGGUGACUCCUUGUUGCCAAAUGAUGAUGUCAAUAAUGAGCAAGAAAAUGCAUUCUUGAGGAUGGUUCUUGAUAAGCAGUUUUUUUCACACUCUGGUUUAGCUAAAGCACAUGCUUAUAACAAGCUGGUUGAGGGUUUAUACAGGCCAGGUUAUUAUGAGAAGUUAGGGAAUGUCCUAUUGAAGAGAUUUUUGUUGCUUGUUAUCAUAAUUGAUAGAGCCAAGUCUCAGACAAGUAUUCCCCUUAAAUAUGGUAUUGACGGACUGGACGGUGGAUCACCUCCUUUGUUUUCUUCAAAAUCUAAUAUUAAAUCAAGCCGACAACUGAUUAUUGAUUUUUUAUCUUCUGAUGUAAUGCAUGGAGAAGGCAAUCUUCUAGCGCAUCUUGUGAUUGUUGGAUACAAAGUAACUUACCAGCAAAGUCCAUUGGUUGAGUAUGACUUCAAAGUCACUGAUGUAUUCGAAGAUCUUCGAGAUGGUGUCCGAUUAUGCAGAGCCAUUGCACUCUUAAAACAUGAUGCCUCCAUUCUAAUGAAAGUGGUGGUUCCAUCUGAUACUCAAAAGAAGAGUAUGGUUAAUUGUGGUAUUGCACUGCAAUAUCUAAAGCAGGCUGGUAUACCAUUACUUGACGAGGAUGGAACAGAAAUCAUUGCAGAAGAUGUAGUUAAUGGUGACAAAGAGCUUACUCUUUCCUUACUUUGGAAUAUGUUUGUUCACCUACAGUUGCCCCUCUUAAUCAACAAAACACUUUUAGCAGAAGAAAUUUCAAAUAUCCGUGGAACAGCAGUGGUGGAGAACACAAGCACCCAGAUGCUUCUGGAUUUGCUGCUUAGUUGGAUCCAGGCAAUUUGUGAAACGUACGAGCUUAAGGUUGAUAAUCACUCCUCCUUGUUGGAUGGAAAAGCAAUGUGGUGCUUGCUUGAUUAUUAUUUUCGCAAAGAACAUGAUUGUUUAUGUUCUUUUAAGAAUCCAGACGGGACAAAGACAGAGAUUUCUAUCAUGUCGGCAAUCGAGUAUACAGAUGCAGUGCACAAUUUCAUACUUUCUCAAAAGCUAACAUCUUUGUUAGGGAACUUCCCAGAGGUUCUACAAGUCAGUGACAUUCUAGAACACAAUGGUGCAUGUAAUGGACAAAGUGUAAUUGUCCUCUUGGCAUUUCUGUCAGUUCAACUACUUGUAAAAAGAAAUAUGGAUAAGCUGAACUUUCAUAAAUUGCUUGGUUUCAGUUGCCAGAAUCCAAACAACCAGCAUUUAAGUACAGAGUGGAACAAUGAGAAAGAUCCUACUAGAAAUUUUAAGGCUAUCAUGUCGUGGUGGCAAGACAUGGCUCAUCAGAAUGGCAAGUGCAGUUCAAAACCAGCUGCAUUUUCUGUACAACGCUCCUUAAACGACAAAAGGGACAGCUCUGUUCAAAGUGAGAAUGCUGCAACAAUAAUACAGUCACAUUAUAGGCGAUUCGUACUACGCCGGAAUUAUAUGAGAAUAACAAAUGCGGCUAUAGUUUUGCAAAAUAUCGCAUUGGCUUGGUUAUCGGUGAAAAAGCCUACGAAGGAGCUUAGAGCAAGAGCUAGGGGGAAGCACUUGGAAGAGUUUGGAAUGUAUGUUACGUUUAUGGCUGAUAGGCAUUACUUUGUCAACUUAAAGAAGUCAACCGUAGUCAUUCAGCGAGCCAUAAGGGCAUGGAUUGCUCAGAGACAUUAUAAUGAAAGUGUCUCUCAUAAUCAUGUGCAAAAUCCAGAUUUCAUCAAUGCUGCCAUUAUCAUACAGAAGUGGAUCCGUGGAUGGAAGGUGAGGUCUGUUUAUGCUCAAAGGGUCACAACUACAGAGAAAUGUUUGUCUGUGGAAAAUAUCCAGACAACAGCAGCAAUCAUAAUUCAGCAAUCUUGGAAAGAGUAUGUCUUACGAAAAUCUAUCCGAAAUAAGCACUUUGCUGCAACCGUAAUCCAGAGUCAUUAUCGUGGUUCGUUUGUGAGAAAGGGUGUUGCAUAUAAGAAGCAAGCAGUAAUAAAAAUUCAAAGGAGUUUUCGGUGUUUGAGGAGUAGAAGGGAUUUCCGGAUACAGCGAGAGGUAAAUGCAUCGGCAAUUAUCAUUCAAUCUCAUUUUCGUGGAUGCAUGGCUCGUAGAGAAGCUCACAGGGAAAAAAAUCUCUUGAUUAUGAUACAGAGCUUCUGCCGCGGUUGGCUUCAAAGGAAGGAGCUCAUAUUGCGAAAGGAUGCUGCUAUAAAAAUCCAAAGUGCUUUCCGUUGUAUGAGCUGUCGCGAGGCAUUCAUAUCUCAAACCAUUGCUGCAAUUGAUAUCCAACGCUUUGUCAGAGGGGAGACCACUAGGAAAAGGCUUAUAGGAGCUUUCUGCUCUGGUAAGGAGGCCAUAAUGCAUACCUUCCAUGGUCAUGAAAUGAAAAUAUUCCUGCAAUCUGUUGUGAAGCUGCAAAGAUGGUGGAGGUAUUAUAUAAUACAAGUUAGAGUGAAAACAAAGUCUGCAGUGGUGAUUCAAUCACAUUUUCGGGGAUGGAUGGCAAGACAAAGGGCUAAGAGAGAAAGGCAGAGCGUGGUUGUGAUUCAAUCGUGCUGGAAAGGUUACCUUGCACGAAAAGACGCAAGAAGUCAGCUCAUUGAUCUGCGCAUGAGAAUGCAAAAAUCUGCUGCAAACGCUGAUGAUAGCAGGCGUCUAAUAAACAGGCUUAUUGCAGCACUCUCGGAACUUCUCAGUAUGAAAAGUGUUAGUGGCAUUUUGCACACUUGUGCAACUUUAGAUGUGGCCACAGAACUUUCACAAAAAUGCUGUGAAGAGCUUGUUGCUGCUGGAGCAAUUGGCACAUUACUGAAAUUAAUCCGCUCCGUGAGUCGUAGCAUACCCGAUCAGCAAGUUCUAAAGCAUGCACUCUCUACACUUAGGAACCUGGCCCGCUAUUCAAACCUCGUUCAAGUAUUGGUUGAGAGUCCACAAUGUGUCGAAAUUGUUGUGUUGGAGUUCAUAAGAAACAAAGAAGAGGGAUACUUCAUUGCAUCUGAAGUGUUGAAGAAAAUAUGUGCGUGCGAGAAAGGGGCGAAGGCUAUUCGCAAGUCACCGGCUCUUUUGAAGAGGUUGAACAAUCUUGUGGAAGAACUCGCCAGGAAGUCCAGGAACUCGAGGAACUUGGUGGGAAGAGAAACUGCGGAGAGAAGGUUGAGAGAAGUUGUCGAGCUCCUCAAACUCGUUACAAACGCCUAAGGUAAAAUCGGCUGCAGGUGUAUUUUUCUUUUCCCCCUUUUUGUAUUGUAUAUAAAUUCAGCCAUGGAAAUGAAGAGAAUUUGUUAUUAGCAGUUAUUUGAGUGUAGUGGGAUUAAAUUGGAAAAAACAAUCCACGUUUUUUCUACAUUAAUUGAGUUGAUUUUCCUUAA